AGACAGCGCGUGUCGCGGUGUCCAGUCGAACCGCCAGUAUCCCAGAAUUCCCUUGCCGGGCACAGGCUCCAGUGUCCGCCGAGAGGGGGUUGAGGGCCAGGGGAUACAGACAGCGGGAGUCCAGUACCAGGGCAGGGAUAACGGGAGUGUAGCAGGGGCGGGGGUGAGGGUGUCUUUCAGGGGUACGGCAUCAAGGUGGGUGUGGUCGGGUCCCGGCCUGAGGCUGGGCUGGGCUGCUGCUGCUGUUAUUUCUGUCACGGGCAGGAGGAGGGGGGUAGUGGAGGGAAUGAGGGUGUCCUAUGGCCAGGUAGGGUGCUGGGUCAGACGGGCAUCCUGGGCUGAGUACUGACUGAAGAGGGAGGGAGGAAGGUAUUUGUCAGAGCGUGGAGAAGGAGAGUGGUGUGUGUCUGUGUCGCCAGUGUGGGGUUGGGACGGAGGGUAUAGCAGAUCUUUGUCGUCUAGGCUGAGUGAAGAUGGGAGACUGAGAAGGCAGCUUGAGAAACAACUGCCCCUCCCCUCCAAACCACUCACUCACUGCAAGCCACAGGGAGCCGCAGCACAGAGAUGAAAGAGCCGCGGGUUGCCGACCUAUGCCAUAGCUGCAUUACGUGACUCCUGUGAUCCACACUUCUGUAUAUGCGAGGGCAACUGUUAUGGAGAAUGUUGCAGAGAAACCUUUGGAAAGUGCGCCUAGUCAAGUAAAGGAAGUAAGAGGAAAGCACGAGAUUAUCAAUUCUCUCAUCUCUGGGGCAAUCGCUGGUGCUGUGGCAAAGACAACAGUGGCACCACUGGACAGAACUAAAAUCAUAUUUCAAGUAUCUUCAAGCAAGUUCUCAGCUAAGGAGGUUGUGAAGCUGAUUUACAGAACUUACCGUAAGGAAGGCUUCUUCAGCCUGUGGCGAGGUAACUCUGCCACCAUGGUUCGUGUCGUUCCUUAUGCUGCACUGCAGUUCUGCUCUCACGAGCAGUACAAACACAUUCUGGGAACCUACUACGGAAGCCAUGGAAGACCUCUCCCUCCUGUACCGCGGCUGCUGGCCGGGUCGUUGGCAGGAAUUACUGCCACCACGCUGACCUACCCACUGGAUCUAGUGCGGGCGCGAAUGGCUGUCACUCCCAAGGAAAUGUAUGGAAAUAUUCUGCAUGUCUUCAUCCGCAUAUCACGGGAAGAAGGAGUGAAGACACUGUACAGUGGGUUUUGUCCAACUAUGCUCGGAGUAAUCCCAUACUCUGGCCUCAGCUUCUUCACCUAUGAAACAUGCAAAAAGCUACAUGCAGAGUACACAGACAGACUGCAGCCAUACCCUCACGAGCGGAUGCUGUUCGGAGCCUGUGCUGGGCUCAUCGGUCAGUCGGCCUCCUACCCGUUAGAUGUUGUGAGAAGGAGGAUGCAGACAGCAGGUGUGAAGAGCCAUACAUAUGGUGGCAUCGUGGAGACCAUGGUCCAGCUCGUGAGGGAAGGUGGUCUGAUCGGGGGCCUCUACAAGGGCCUCAGCAUGAACUGGAUAAAGGGCCCCAUUGCAGUGGGCACCAGUUUCACCACUUUUGACCUCAUGCAGAUCGUACUUCGCAAAUAUCAAGAGCACUAUACCUUACAGAGGUAGUGACAUGAAGAGAUCCUGGAGUCUUAAGAACUGGAUCGGAAUAAUCACUUAUACUAAAGUGUCCAGAACGGGAACUGGUGAUUACUAGACAGGGGAUUAACAAGUUAGAGUAACAGCGGAGGCUGGCAUGCUGACAAAGCAAGGUGCAUUCCUCGGAGUGCUGUCAAAUUAACUUGAUUUAAUAUUGAUUGUUGUUGAGACCUCUCGAUUGCUUUCUUUUCAGUUUAAUGUUGUAAUGGUUUUAAAUGGCACUGAAAUGCUGACUGCAUCCUGCACUGCCUCCUAGUGGCUCUGUGCAAGAGAGAGUGGCCUAGUUCAGAAGAGGGAGAGAGAGAGAGAGAGUGUGUGUGUGUGUGUGUGUGAGAGAGAGAGAGAGAGAGAGAAUGAAGGGCUCUCCUGUUGUCCAGUUGGGAUGGGGUGUGUGCAUCUGAAUUCUACACAUUUUGUCCUCCCUCACUGAUGGAUCAGGAUAGGAAGGUGGAGGUUAUGCCACUUUUAACCUUCUCCAGGAUGGUCACUGUAUUGUCAGCUGGAUGGAGAUGAGUGGAAGACUUGGUCUGGCCCACCGGGAAGCACCCAGUGCUUAGCUCCUGUGGCUUGCUUACUUGAGGAAUAACUGGGCAGUCAAUGCUUUUAUGAGGGGAGUGUGAUUGAUUAGAAUGGUUUGCCUGAGCUUUUUAAACAACCUGCUACUGGUUCUCUAAUUGCUCACUCUUUGGGUUUUAACAUAACUUAUUUUAACUUUUCCUCGCAAAACUUUUCCAGUCUCCUGUGAAUUGGAUGAUGUGAUGGAUUGUUUCUGCUGAAGGUGGUGGGGUGCAAGGGUCAUUUAUGUUGGGACAAGGAGUGAUUUUUUUUCCACUCUCUCACAUUUCUCUCACUGUUGCCAAACUUUCAACUCUUGGCCAAAAGCUUUGUCAGUAAUUGCACUAAUAACCUUUAAGGAUGACUGCUGGUAUUUGGUAAGGGUAUAUCAAGCCCAUGACCCUUCUUCCCCUUGUAGAACUCUAACUUCUAAGGAGCUGUUGAUCCUUCCAUAAAUCGUUAGCCUCCCCUCUUUCCCAUUCACUGGCUUACUGGACUGUGUGUGUCUGGGCUACUCAGACAGUACUGCUGCUCUUAGACUCUGAUCAGUGAGCCUGACCUGGAAUGUGCCUUAAUUGUGUGGGUGAGGAAGUAGUGGGUACGUGCCAGCAGUAGUUCACCAGGCAAGGGUUACAUCAACAUACACUGUACUCCUGCAUGUGGGUGGAGUGUGUGACUGAUGGAGCUCACCAGUUGUGUUAUGUCUGUCUCUUCCUGUUGUAUCUGCAAGUGUUGUUCACAGCCUUGGGUCCACCUGAAGCUCCUCAGAACCAGUGAAGUAGCUCAGUAUGGUCACCAUACUAAGAAGCUAUCACCAUCAUAAAGAGCAUGAUGGAAGUGGGUGAAAGAUGGCAAUGGCCUGGAAUGUUUGCUCCAGCCAUGUCAUUUGUGGUUUAAUGUCCAAACCUGGAGCCCUGUUUGAUCCUACAAUCUCACAAACCCACUGAGGUUACCUGAAGACACAGUCGAUGGUUUGUCAGGGAGUUAGUCUUCUGUAUAUAAUGGACCAGAUCUUGAAAGCAGGAAAUGAGGGCUGUUGGCGGGGAUCAGGGUUAAGGUUCUGACCCGGGGUCGAUGAGCGAAAAUGGGAGGGGGGGUGGAGAGGUAAGGUUCUGACCCGGGGUCAGUGAGCAAGAGCAGGGGUAGCUAUUGACCCAGGGUCAGUGAGCGAGAGCAGGGAACAAGGGUUGUAGGCAGGGAGCAGAGGGUAAGGUUCUGACCCCAGGGUCAGUGAACAGUCAUUGUAUUGUCAUUGGUAUUUUCAAUACUUCUGACUUAAGCAUUGUGGACACAACAAUUCAGGCUGCUGUUCUGCAUGAGGCCCAUUUUCUGGGGAUCUUUCAAGUAGGUCUGAUCUACACUGGGUAAAAAAAAUCUGUUGUGUUGUUGAAGAGAAGGUGUUGUGGCCAACAUUUCACAGUCAUUUGCAUUAAAACCAAAUGCUGUGUACUUCAUCUUGUGGCUGUGUGUGGGAUCUUGCCCUGUGUCAGCUGGCUGCUGCGAUUUCCUCAUUUCAAUGGUGCCUACCACCUCUACACUGUGUUGAGAGUGUAAUGUGGUGGGUGUGAGAAGGCAGAGAGAUGUCCCACCCUUUCCCAUAAGUGACUUCACUACGAAGUGUCAAGCUGUAGUCAGUUGUUUGAAUGAUUUUUGUGAAUACAAAAUAAAAUGAUUUCAGUAAAA
Molecule: messenger RNA, 3872 nt
Organism: Hypanus sabinus (Atlantic stingray)
Lineage: Eukaryota; Metazoa; Chordata; Chondrichthyes; Myliobatiformes; Dasyatidae
Gene: slc25a42
Product: solute carrier family 25 member 42
Exons: 9
Coding region: 654-1604 (316 amino acids)
Biological process (GO): transmembrane transport
Cellular component (GO): mitochondrial inner membrane
Source: RefSeq, a predicted model, not a curated record